Molecule: messenger RNA, 564 nt
Organism: Juglans regia (Persian walnut)
Lineage: Eukaryota; Viridiplantae; Streptophyta; Magnoliopsida; Fagales; Juglandaceae
Exons: 2
Coding region: 1-564 (187 amino acids)
Molecular function (GO): nucleic acid binding
Source: RefSeq, a predicted model, not a curated record
AUGGCGACACCAUACCAUUAUCAAACGAGCAGCCAUGUAGAGAUGUCUAAUCAAGAGAUGAAGCACAUAUUGAAGAAGACCAUGAGUGUCUCUCAGACAAAUUGGGCAAGAAGGUUAGAUGAUGCACUAUGGGUCUAUAGGACAGCAUUCAAAACACCAAUCAGGAUGUCCCCUUAUCGGCUCAUUUAUGGAAAAGUCUGUCAUCUACCCAUGGAGCUAGAACACAGAGCCUAUUGGGCGACGAGAACACCAAACUUUGAUUUACAAGUGGCUGGUGAGAAGAGAAAAUUGCAAAUCAACAAGAUGGAUGAGUUCCGCAAUGAUGCUUAUGAGAAUGCUUGGAUCUCCAAAGAUAAAACUAAAAGAUGGCAUGAUAAGCAUAUUUUGAUAAGGGAAUUCAAAGUCGGGCAGAAAGUUUUAUUAUUUAACUCAAGACUUCAACUCUUCCCUGGAAAGCUGGCUCUCGAUGGUCGGGACCAUUUAUGGAAUGAAGAGAUCAGAGAGAUAUCCAAGAAGUACAUGUGUAACGUCCCGAUCUCGGAGGUCCGGAGAGUUAGCUUCUAA